This is a messenger RNA of Chrysoperla carnea, 6009 nucleotides long. RefSeq names its product probable serine/threonine-protein kinase DDB_G0282963. The record is from RefSeq and is a predicted model, not a curated record. Bases 186 to 5534 code for a protein of 1782 amino acids. Lineage: Eukaryota; Metazoa; Arthropoda; Insecta; Neuroptera; Chrysopidae. The transcript is spliced from 3 exons.
ACAAUUAAAUUGAUUGUUUUGAAAUGAAAAUAAUAAUUAAACGAUAUUGUUUAUUGUGUGUUUUUCUAGGUUCAGUGUCCGUACGAUGGCAAUUGUUUGUGUUGUUAUAACAUUGUUGGAUUAUGUUUUAUUGUGAAGAAGAUGUUGUCAGUUGUGUUGGUUACUGCUAGUGAGUGCAGUGUUAAAUGAGCUCUGAAUUGUGUGAUGGUGUGCGGGGGGCCCUGCCACCCAUUCCUGCUUUGAUUCCUAUAACAGUGUUGCGCCCUUGUGGGGGCACAACACAACAAUCAUCAUCGACCUCCUCGUCACCAUGCUCUGUCACUGACGAUAACAACACUGUUAUCAAUAAUAAUAAAAGUGGUGGUAGUAUUAACAAUAAUUGUGUGAGAAAUAAUAGUAAUAGUAAAUCUUAUAGUAGUGAUAGUCAAAACAGUAACAGUAGUGAUAAUAUUGUUAAUAACACGACAACACAACAACGUUCAUCGUCAUCGUUCGGGUAUAGUGUUGUACGCGGUGGUGCUGCUGUCGUUUCUGCUACCACUGCUAGUGAACAUUCUAGCGGGGGUGGUGGUGGACGACAACAACGCACCAGGCGGUCGACACAACAAACAGUGCAUAAUUCGACGAUCGAUCCUAGUGUACAGUCACGUGACAGGUGUAGUAGCGAGCAAGCGCCAACCCGGCGAUCCUCGCGACCAGAGCGUCAUCGUAAAUCAGAUCGUAGACGAUGCGGGCACAGAACUGAUAGGCAAAAGUGUACAACAACUUGUUCCCGUUCACAUAGUUCAGUGCAACGAAAAAUUACAAAUCGUGCGACUGAUAAGUCGGACACACAACCGACAACAACUGUACCGCGAGUGAAUCCUAUAUUUUUGUGGGUGAAGCAAGAAGACACUCGAAUCGUGGAGGUGCGAUGCGAGGAUUACGACAAGCGGAAUCGGAUCCGGUUGACAAAAACAGCACAAGGAUGGCGGGCAAUACCACGUACAGAAACAUUACUACCAGCAAGUGUUACUCCUGUGUUAAGUGACCCAAAACCAAUUGAAUCAAUUGAUACAAAACAAAAUACAAAACAAAGUAAAAAGACUAAAAAUAGAAAAAGUUCGAAAUCAAAACGUAAAUCAUUUGAACGUUUAAGUGGUGAUGGUGUUGGUGUUGUUGUUGAUGACAGUAAUAAUACUCAAGUAAAACCAAACAAUAUUGUGGAUCCGGAAAUUGAAGCUUUAACAGUGACCCGAGAAGAAACAAGUUCACCAGCGUGGAGCGCCCCUGUUAAUAUUGAAUCACAUUUACCAUCACAUACAAUUACAAUACCACGUAAGAAAUUGUUAUUAGACGGUCCUGACUCAAAGGCAGUUGUUGUGGAGGAACCCACCGCCGUUACAACAACAACAACAACCACCAGUGUGGGUGACGGUAGUGGUGUUCUUGUUGUUGGUGGUAAUAAUAAUACGGACGAAACUAGUAAUAGCAGCAGCAGCAGCAGCAAUAAUAAUAAUAAUAAUAAUAACAAUAAUGAUGUGGCGCGGAGUGAAGAAAACAAAUGUUGUGUAAACAGUGCAGACUGCAGUGCGCCGCCGCCACUGUUAUCAUCAUCCUCAUUACAAACAGCGCCUAUUAUACCAGCACCGCCACAACCAUCACUUGAUCCGAAUACGGUCGGGUCAUGUGACGUAACACCGCUUGAUAACUUACUAGCUGUCGCUGAGUUUGAAUUCAACCACCAAGUGCAUAGUGAGAAUGAACAAAAACAACUGCACCAAGAAGAUAAUAACACAAUUAUUGAAUUAGAUUCCUCAUCAGAUGAUGUUGGAGACGACAAUGAUGAUCUUGAUCAGGAACAACAAUUAAUACAAUCUAGUCAAGUGAAUGAUAAUCAUGAUAAUUUAAAUGAUAAUGAUGAUGAAAUUAAUGAAAUAAUUGAUGAGGAUUAUACAGAUAAUAUUGAUGAUAAACAUGAUGACAAUGAUAAUGAAAUAGAUACGAAUCAUUGUUUUAAUGAAAAUAAUAUAAAUGAUAAUGCACAAGAUAAUGAUAAUGAUGACGAUGAAGUAACGGUAGUUGAGACGACUGAUAAUAUUGAAACAUUAGCAGAUUUAAGUGAACAACAUAAAGAAUUCUUUGAGAAUAUUGUACAAUUAAAUAAAUUAAUUGAAUCAAGGACAGCAGAGAAUUUAACAAAAAUAAGCAUAGAACAAUCAAAAGAAACGGUAACAAAUAAUAUUACAACUAGUGAACCACGUCAAUCGACCUCAUCAUCUGAUGAAUGUGGUGAUUAUAACGAAGACGAUGAAAAUAAUUUAGCAAUGGAUGACAUUAUUACACGUUUAGAACAAUCAUUACAGAGUCCAGAGGAGAUGACAACAACAACACAAACUCCAACUACUACAUGUUGUACAACUGCUGAUAUGGAACAAUUAUGCGCAGACGCUACAAAUUUUAUACCGAUAACAAACGACGACGAGACAUCGGAAAAAAUAGAGGAAAUUAAUGACAAAUCGAAUAAUAACAACACUGAUGUUGUCGUUGGUAUUGGUGAUGAAGAAGAUGAAGACGAUGAUGUGACAUAUAUAAAUGAGGAAGAAAAUGAAAUAAAAAAUGAGACGAUCAAACAUGGUGAAGAAAAUCAAUGUGAUAUAGAGGAAGUAGAGGACGAAGACGAUGAUGUAAUUGUAGCGGUUGAGGACGAUCAUUGUAAUACACCUCCGCCUGCUACGAAAGAUGAUAUUGGUUCAAUAACACAAGAUAAUAAAAUCACAUCCUUAGAAAUAUUAGAUUCAACGACAACAGCAUUUGAUGAGAAAUCAACUGUUGAGAGUAUUAUUGAUGAUGAUGUUGAUGAAGAAGUUGAUGAACAACCGACAGAUUUAUCAAUAACAAAAAAUUCAACAAUUAAUUUAGUAAGUAAUGUUCAAGAUGAAGAUUUUGAAGAUGAUGAAGAUGUUGAAUUUGAAGAAAACACUGAAGAAGACCUUCCAACUGAUCUCAGUAUACCAAAGCAUAUAAUACCAACACCACCUCCAUUACGUGUUGAAACUCCUAGACCACCUUCGCACAGUUCUGAAACAAUACAAUCACCACAACCAAGUGGUAUUCCAGCUGUGCCUCCAUCACCUGAUAUAUUUUUUAGUAACUCAACCCAAAAGAACAAAUCAUUAUUCCUUGAAACUUUAUUAUCGUCAUCAUCACCAAAAUUAUGUUUAACACCGGAGGUAACAAUUACACGACAACAGAAAGAACCAUUAGAUCUCGGUAAAAGUCGAAAAUCAGCAAGUCCAACAGUGACAUGCUCCGAGGAAGUUAAAAAUGAUAAUAAUUUUAAAUUUAAUAAUAACGAUGGUGAACCAAAUGCUAAACGAUUAAAGAUUGAAGAUAUUACUUUGAAAAAUUUGUUACACAAAACAAAAGGGGAUGCAAAAAUUACUAAAGAAAAAUCUGAUUCAACAAACGAAAAGGAUUCAUCACGCUUAUUACAUUUAUUAACCACCGAUACAGAUGUGGAUCCGGUUAUACAAUUUAAACAAUUAUUAGCUGAUGAUAUUAAUAUUCCUGAUCCACUAUUGGUACCUAAAAAUAGAUUAAAUCAAAUAUUAAUGGCACCAGGUGUUGAAAUACCACGAUUAUUAACUGAACGUCCAGAAUUACGCUUACCAGACGCUUUAGCGUUUCCACAAUUACUACAAAAUCCUGAUAUAUUAGUAAUAUCCAUAGCUCAAUUACAAAUUAUUUUACAAAAACAUUCAGAAACAAUUAAAUUACAUGAAACUGCAACACCGCCUGUUUCAUCCAAACCAGAAAAAGUGAAACCUACACCACCAGUUGUAAAAAAAUCAGUUGAAGUACAAGAAAAACCAACACAUACGCCAAGUAGUACAGAUUUUGUAUCACAAUAUGCAGCAGCUAAAUCAGCAGCCGCGUUAUUACCACCACAUAUCAGUGCUGCAGGUUUAUUUGAUUCGAAUUUAAAACCAACGAGCUUAUCAAAAUCAACAAAAGAUAAUCCAAAUAGACUAACAACAUCCGGCCUAGCUGGUGAUAUAGAUGCAGCCACAACCGCUGCAUUUAAUCAAAUGUUAUGGUUACCAUAUUUAAAUCAAUUAGAAGCUGCUGCAAUGGCAUGUGGUAAUAAUACUGAUUUUCUAAAAGCAUUAAACGCAGUAUUUCCGCCCACUUUGCCACCAUUUGAUCCAGCACAAAUGUUUCCAAACUUUGGUAUGCAUAAUAAUUUCCCACCGGCUGCAUCAAUGGAUUAUAAUAAUCAAUUAGAAAUGGCAAUGUGGCAAGAAGCAAUGAUGAAAGCUAAUAUGGCCGCAUCUGCAGCAACACCAAAUACACCUUCAACACCAAGCACACCUUCUCAAUCAAACAGUCGUAGUAAAAAUGCCAUCGAUAGUAGUUAUCCAAUGUCGAAAUCGUUUUAUAGAGAAAAUACUAGUAAUAAUCAUACAAGUAGCUCGAAUAAUUCUAGUUCCAAUAAUUUAUAUAAUAUGGAAGGUAGAAAUUCACAUUUACUAACGAGCAAAAAGAGCAACCAGAAUAUUCAACCAAACAAAUCAACGUCAUCCCAUCAUCAUACAUCAGCACGUACCAGUCCAAUAACACAUAAUUUUAAUCAACAACGAUUUCCUUCGAAUACUGCUGGUGGAGAUACCCCAGCUAGUAUGGUACCUACAAAUCCAUACUUAAAUAAUUUAUCAAACGCUUAUCCAUUUAAUCAUAACUUACAAAUACCACAUUAUAAUCCAAAUUUAGCCCAAUGGAAUGGUGCUACAGCAGCGACAGCGGCUGCAACCUCAGCCAAACAACAACAUUCAUCACGUAGUAGUAAUAAAUCUGCGUCAUCAUUAUCAAAAUCGUCUCCAUCAGUGCCAAACUAUCAAAAUUUUAAUAAUUUAAUGACAUCCAAAAGUGAUUAUUUAAAAUAUCAACAAAAUAUAUUAAACGCUUAUAAUCAACGAAAUAAACAAGACGAGCGUACCGUUCAAUCAAAACCCAAACCUAGUGAAUCAGCAAACAUGUCACAGCAACAACCACAACAAAAACCACGUGUCACAUGUAAAUCAUUACAAAAUCUAUUGAGCCCGUCACGCUUAUCACAAGAUUUAUCCGCAAAGAAAUCAUCGUCACACAAUGAAGUGACAUCAAUUCGUAAUACUUUACCAUCGUCCACAUCAAUAACACGUUUAACCACACAACCAAUGGAUUUGUCUGGUGGUCAUCCAAUGUUACAUUCUUCAUCUGGUGGUCACAAUCAUCAUCAUCAGCAAUCGUCACAUCACCAUCAUCAUAGUAGUUCUUCGUCUAGCGGUUCUAAAUUAAAAGUGAAACAACAUUUGGUGGAUAAUAGUCGUCAACCAAAAUUAUUGAAACACGAUGAAAUACCAGAAGUUGGCAGUACUACAUCUAGUCUUGAAGAAAUGUCCACUACACAAUUACAAGAUGCACAAAAUCAAUUGUGGCAUCCACUGUUUGGCAAUCAAAAAAGUUAUACGAGCCCAUGGCGGUGGACAACGGUGACAGUGAAUGGCGAAUGAAGUUUCAUUAAACAACAGCAGCAAUCACAACAACAACAACACCCACGCAUAAUUCAUCAGUGAACAAUGAACAAUAAAUGUAAACAAGAUUUUUUAGAAGAACAAGAACACCAACAACAAUCAAAUACAAAUGAUAUUCAAGAAUAUUAUUAUUUGUACAUACUUCAAACCGUUUGCGUUGCGUUGUGGUAUGGUUGCUGUCAACAAUCUUCUCUGUGUGGUAACCACAUCAUAUCAACGAAUCAUAUGAUGACAACAAAACUAUAACAUCAACUUGCAUCAAUCGUGUGGAUAUAUUAAGGUGUGGAUUCAAAAAAAAAGAACAAUUUUAUAAAAAAAACAGUUUAUUUAAACAAACAAUGUACCUUUCUUCAACAAAAUACGUGAAAUAAUAAAUGUAUACCAAACCAAUAUGAAGUUAGAAGAUUGGCUUAAACAAAAAUAUAUUUGAAUGACAAUAUAAUUCGACUCGUAA